Molecule: messenger RNA, 2150 nt
Organism: Olea europaea var. sylvestris
Lineage: Eukaryota; Viridiplantae; Streptophyta; Magnoliopsida; Lamiales; Oleaceae
Exons: 3
Coding region: 287-1741 (484 amino acids)
Cellular component (GO): cytoplasm
Source: RefSeq, a predicted model, not a curated record
UUAGGCUUGUUUCUCUCUCUAUUUCUUACCAUAUUAGAACACCCAGCAGUUGAUCACAGGUGGGAUUCUACUCUUUGAAGCGAGUCACCUCUUUCUCAUAUACUUCCUUAUUUCCACUCCGUAUCGGCUUUGGAUAUCCUUCCUCUUACAUUGCCUCUAUAUAUAUAUUACUAAUCUAGUAUCGCAAUACCUCUGAGUUGGUGUUCGUAUGCAAAAGGAGAUUCCUGCGAUUUUUUUUUUUCAUCAUGCUCAACUAUAGGAUUUUAAACUGCUGACUGGAGAAACAAUGGCACUGAAUCAAGAAGAGAAUUUGUCUUCUGGAAUCAAGUUCGAAAACGAGGGUUUCUUGGAGGGAUGCCAAAACACAGAAAGGGAAAAUUCGAAACGUUGUGAUGAUUUGAAUUUUGAUAACGUUUAUGAAGUCAUUGGUGAUUUGUUGUUUCAUGAUUCGAAUUUCCCUGGGGAUUCCUUUGAUAUGGUUAGAAAAAUAGGUUCUCUUGAUGCGGCUAUUAUACGUUGCAUUGAGGCUUUUGAUAGAGAGACUUGUGGGUGGUUUAAGACUAAGGAAACAACUGAAGCUAUGAAAGUUGAUGAUAAUAAGAAGUUUGCAUCAGUUGGUUCCACGUUGGCCUCUGCGGAAUGGUCAUAUGAGGGCUGCAACGCGUUGAAUGGUGACUUGGAGGAUUUCCUUCCUUUCGGUUUUGACAGAUAUUGUUUAUCUUCUUGUAAUUUGGGUCAUGAACGGAAAGGGCUAAAAAAAGACGGUACUCGUGCUGGAAAAGAUUGUGCUAACACAAUUUUGCCUAGUAGUCCCUUGAACUUGGAUGUUAACUUGCCCAGAGAUCCUUUUGGUAUGGAUGAUCUUGAUUCUACUACGGUUUGGAUUGAGGAUUUUGGAUCAGAGGGUCAUGAUUUGGAGACUGAGGAAACACUUGAAGCUAAGAAGGUAGCAUCAGUUGGUUCGAUAUUGGGCUCUAAUUUGGGUAGAUACAUGGACGACUACAUAAAAUUCAGUUUCGCUAAACAUUGUUUGCCCCGGUGUGAUGCAGCCGUUCAGCGAAAAGGACUAGAAAAAGAUUGUAUUCUCGCAGAAAAAGAUGUUACCCCGCCAGAUUGUCUAUUUUUCGACUUCGGUUAUCUUGGUAUGGGGAACACGGCUGAAGGAGUUUGCAAAUCGCAGUGUAACGCUGUCAAAAUUGAUCCCCUUCCAUGGCGAAAUAUUCACAUAGAUCAUCCAUUGAAUGAAAAGAUCACGGAUGAUGACCUUCUGAGGAUAACUAACCAGGCUCAAGGUACUCUUCAGAGCCUGAGCCUUGUGGAGUGCAUAAACAUAACUGCCACUGGUCUGAGGCGCAUUUUUCUAAGCAAUCCGGGGUUGUCCAAGGUUUCUGUCGUGUUGAAGGGAGAAACAAUGAUAGUGAAUAAAGAAGGCUAUAUUGGACAUUUCAAGGAGAGACGCCCAGCGAUGACAAUCGACUUAAAUUUACCUGCGGAUGAUUCUCAAUCUGAGCUCUCUUAUGAGGAUACUGCAUCUGCUAAGGUUUAUGAAGGUUUUUUUACCGAUGAUCCCUUUGGUUCGGGAUGUUUGCCCGAGGACCGGUCUCAAUCUGAGAUGCCUUGUGAUUACUUUGGUGAGGGAAUUAACACGAGUUCACCUGAUGAUUAUCCCACUGAUCCUUUUGGUGUAGAUUGGAGAAAAGGCGAGUUUGUUGAGUCUAUUUUGGAUCGGGUUUUCAAUUAACGAUUUUGGUUCAAAGACUCGUGAAGAUGGUUGAAAAUAACAAACUAUUGUGCGAUGAACUAACUCGACUUGACCCUUUGAAGUGAAUAAAGAUAACUGAUACUGGUUUGAAGCUCGUUCUUGAAGAAAUCCGAGACUGAAUUAAAUCUGCUCUAGUUACUGUACUUGUGAUUCGGAAGAUCUCAGCUGAGAGGCCAACUCGACUAAUGAUGAAACUCCCGUUACUAAGGAUGCAAUCUUUCAACAGACAAGAAGAAAACAUGGGUUUAUUCCAUUAGAUAGAGUUGGAAUUCUUUUUUUUUAUUAUAUUAGAAUUUUGUGCUUCCCUUUAGAAUUAGUUUUAACAUUGCUGAAUCAAUCUUUCGCGGUUGUUUGAUUAUUUGAAACAGAGAUAAAACUAAAUUUGUGU